Plasmodium vivax (malaria parasite P. vivax) is the source of this 1399-nucleotide messenger RNA. RefSeq names its product nuclear movement protein, putative. Gene Ontology annotation, cellular component: cytoplasm. The record is from RefSeq and is a predicted model, not a curated record. Bases 548 to 1399 code for a protein of 283 amino acids. Gene Ontology annotation, biological process: protein folding. NCBI's taxonomy places the organism in Eukaryota, Apicomplexa, Aconoidasida, Haemosporida, Plasmodiidae. The transcript is spliced from 3 exons.
GAGCAAAACAAAGCGCAUACCACGCCAAGCGUGCCAAGUGAAAAAAUGAAAAGGAACAAUUGAACAAAUCGGAAAGUCUCAAACGUGAAGAUUUCGCGUGUCAAAUCAGCCAAAGGUAAAGAAGUUCCGCGAGACUUAAACGUAGCCCCCCGCACGCUGAACUAAUUUCACACAUGCGCUUUACACAGUUCACUUGUCGUGAAUUCUUCCCGCUAUAUGACGCAUAACUAAAUUUGAACGCAUUUAAGAAUUAUGAAAAAAAUCAUGGAAUUUUAUUUUGACUUCAGAUUUGCUGCGUUCCUACGUUAGUUCGUUGGCUAGGAAUCUGCACAGUUCAACCCCAACAUUUUAAUCACCCAUUUGUUAAACCGCCUCUCUUUGCUGCUCCUCCCUGGUGUAGCCAUUUGCGUAUUCGCCCCUUCCCCUCGUACUGCCCUCUUGACAGUCUUCACCCCCGCACGUAGCCUUGUCGUUUUGCAGUUAAAUUCGCCACACAAAUCAACAGCUGCUACCACCUCUACAGCUUAGGCGAAAUAAAUAAAAAAAUAUGGAAAACGAAAAGCACGAAAAUAUGCUGCUCGCCAUUGCGCGAGAUUUUCAAUCGAUAGACAAUUUAAUAGAAACCUUUUUUUCAUUCCUCGAACACAAAACUGACUACUUCCACGUAAUGCUUAAUGAAGAUGACAUAGGAACGUUGGCCAAAAAGUAUGAAGGCACUUUAGAGAAGGACAUUUUAAAUAACAACAAAUGUGGAUUCAAAGCGCAUAGCAGGGAACAGAACUUGAUGAAGUCCUUCAGAAAACACCAAUUAAAUUAUAUUAUAAAAAAGCAGCCCUAUUUAAUCGAAAAUGAAGACAUGAAGAACAAAUACUUACCUUCAUGUGAUGAGUUAAAAAAAUUGAAUACCUCAAAAUUCUGCGAAGUGAAAAAUAAGCAGAACGAUGUGCAGAAGAAGGUAGAACCUGGAGCGAUGCCGGUUACUGUCACUGCAAGUGAAACCCACAUCUCAACCUGGAAUGGCGGACAAACGGAGAAAUACCUCUGGAACCAGGCGCUAAACGAAAUUAACAUAGAAAUGCCGCUCCACACUGAAAUAAAAACCAGCGAAAUCAACGUCCAAAUUUCAAACAAAAGCAUUAAGGUGUAUCACAAACAUGAACUAAAACUGGAAGGCACCUUUUAUGAAGAAGUGAACAAGCAGGAAUGCAUGUGGAACAUAGAGGAUAAGAAAAAGCUAAUCAUUUUUUUGGAAAAAAAAAGAGAAAACUGGUGGCCGUGCGUAAUAAUCGGGGACCCAGAAAUAGACACUUCCAAAAUUGAGUCCAAAAAGAACUUAACCGAUUUUGAUGAAAAAACGCAGGGAGAAAUACGGAAAUUUUUGCACCAGCAGAAAAUGUAA